Messenger RNA from Aricia agestis (brown argus), 2216 nucleotides. RefSeq names its product vacuolar protein sorting-associated protein 51 homolog (gene Vps51). The record is from RefSeq and is a predicted model, not a curated record. The transcript has a single exon. Gene Ontology annotation, biological process: Golgi organization; endocytic recycling; lysosomal transport. Lineage: Eukaryota; Metazoa; Arthropoda; Insecta; Lepidoptera; Lycaenidae. Gene Ontology annotation, cellular component: membrane; EARP complex; GARP complex. Bases 94 to 2190 code for a protein of 698 amino acids.
UAUCGUUAUUUUGAUUUUUUAUUUAGAGCAAAAAAUCUUAGAGGCAAUUGAAUUUUGCAAUUUUAUUGAAAUUGGUAGAUCAAAUAAAUAAAAAUGACUGAAUCCGCUAAUGAAAACCCUCUCAAUAUAGAUGGAAAUAAUUUCAAUUCAGAGAAGUAUUUAGAAUGCUUGAUGAAAUGUGCUACUCUCAAGCAAGUAAUGGAUAAAGAAGCUGAGGUAAUUACACAAAGUCAGUUUCUUCAAUCUGAAAUGCAAACAUUAGUUUAUGAGAAUUAUAAUAAGUUUAUAUCAGCUACAGAAACAGUUCGAAAAAUGAGGUCAGAUUUUCAGGUAAUGCAAGAAGAAAUGAACAAAUUGAGUGAGAACAUCAAUAACAUAACAACAUUUAGCUCUCAAAUAUCUGAAAAUCUUAAAGACAGUGGUAACUCAGUGAACAGAUUAUGCAAUACAAGACAGCUGCUAGAUAAAUUACAGUUUUUGUUUUUAUUACCUACUCAAUUAAACAAGUCAAUUGAAGCUGGCCGCUAUGCUGAUGCUGUUCAUGAUUAUACACAUGCACAAAGAGUGCUCCAAAAGUAUGGCAGCCAACCAUCUUUCAAAAGUAUACAAGUUGAAUGCCUAGAAAUUAUAGGCGAGUUGAAAAAGACUUUAAGAGAAAGAUUAUUGACACCUGAAACAUCCGCCUCUGAAUUAGCUGAGAGUGUAAGUCUACUACGACAAUUGCAAGAAACUGAUUCAUCACUACAGGACAUAUUUUUACAUUGUGCUGGGAGUCGUCUAGAUCAACAUUUGAAAAAAUUAAGUGAUUGUGUGGAUGAUAUGGAUAUAUUAGAAUGGGUAGAAAAAUGCAAUGACACUUUACUUGCUGAUCUAGGAAUAGUAAUUUCAUGCUAUGAUGAAAUGUUUCAAGAUCAAGAAAAUGCCAACCUUCCAGAAUUUGCGAACAAAGUUAUGUCUCAAGUUUUUUGCCUCUUUGAAGAUGUUGUUAAAAGGCCAGAAAACAUUGGGACGGAUUUAUUAAUUCGUGGCUUGGACAAAUUCUUUAGAAAAUUACAAGCAAUGUCAGAAAUUAUUUCCACUGACACAGUAUGUGUAAAUGCGCAAGAAAUAGUCAUAAAAUGUAUCAAACACAAAGCAAUGGUUUUGCAACUCACAAUUCACACACAAUUUAAAGAAAAUCUCAUGAGAGUAAGACAGACAUUAGCCAGCAAGGGCACGGAAAAUGCAGACCUAAAGGACAUUUUAAAUUCUUUACAAGUGUAUUUGAUGCAGAAAGUUCAAGCUUCAUUGCUAGAUUUUAUGGCAUUUUUGCAGACAAACUUAUCUUUUGGGCUAAAAACAUGGUGUGCCAAAGCAGUGGCUGAUGCUUGUUGGACUGUGAUUUCUGAAACUAUGGUGAAUUUGUCUACCAUGGUAAAAAGUAUGUCUUGUUUGCAACCAUCAAAUAAUAUUCCAUUUGAAUUGUUACUAGUCUUAGCAAAGCUAUGUUUAGAAACCCAAGAAAAUGGAGUAACUACUUUGCAUAAUCAUCUAGUGAAGCUGUUAGAGGAAGCAGUUCCAGGAUUCAAAUUAGAAAAUAAAGACACUAAUUCAGUUAUCAUUCAUCUGUCAACAGCUGCCCAAUGUGCGUUAGAUUCCGAAGUUGUCUAUAUAGGUCAAACUGCUGCUCAGAUGCUACGCGUUUCAGUGCUAGCCAGAGACUGGCUUCGAGCUCCCGAGCCUCGAGGGCCGCGAGCCGUUUGUAGGAGAGUGGUGGAAACUCUUGCUAGUGCUGAUAGUGCUGCAGCUCAAUUAUUCCCAACGAGCAUGAAACCCUCGAGCGACUCAAGUCGCCGCACAAUAUGGUCAAGAGCUCCAUCGUCAUUUUCACCAUUAAACAGAAUAUUUUCCGAAAGAAUUGAAGUUUUCAGCCCCGCCUGUGCCGAUCGAGCCGCCCUAUCUAAUGGCGCUUUGAAGGUAGCUCUAAAAGCCUUAGUGGAGUGCGUCAGAUUACGCACUUUUAGUCGCCAUGGCUUACAACAACUGCAAGUUGAUGUGCAUUUUCUUCAGCAGAGACUGUCGUGCAUGGGCAAUGACGAGAGACUUUUAAACGCGUUACUCGAAGAUGCCCUAGCUUCUGCUCAACUUAGAUGUGUAGAUCCACAGUUAAUGGAAGCCAGUAUCGUGGAUAUUAUAUGCGAACGUGGAUAACUUACAAUACUUAAGUAAUAGAUAUA